This is a messenger RNA of Peronospora farinosa, 2955 nucleotides long. The record is from the annotation of a GenBank genome assembly. Lineage: Eukaryota; Oomycota; Peronosporomycetes; Peronosporales; Peronosporaceae.
AUGAGUGCUCAUACUAAAUAUCCUGUCGUUUUUAUCCAUGGCGUCUUUGGAUUCGGACGACAACGUCCGAUGUGGGGAUAUUGGGUUCCCUAUUGGCCAGAAAAAGAACUGCAACAAAUAAACCCUAAUCAUUUACUAGUUGACGUAGGUGGGGUGUCAUCGGACCACGAUCGAAGUUGUGAAAUAUUUUACCAACUUGUUGGAGGACGUGUGGACUAUGGCGAGCAACACGCGACGACAACAGGACAUGAUCGCUAUGGAGAGACAUUUGAUCAAGCAAUGUACCCAAGUUGGAGUGAAUCGAACCCUGUCCAUUUACUAGGACACAGUUUUGGAUCAACAACUGCCAUUGAGUUAUUCCAGAUGCUGAGUGCUGAUUUUUUUCGAGUUGGUAGUUCUCACAAGUGGAUUGCCAGUAUCACGUGCAUUGCUGGUCCUCUUACAGGUUCGACCUUGUCACAUGUCAUUGGCAUGGAAAAUGGUAACGUCGUUCAUGGAGGAUUCGCCCACCUCAUGGCAAUCGUAUUGGGCUCGUGGCUUCAGUUGUACUGGAAAUUCCCGAUACUAAAGAAAGCAGCGGACUUUCAUAUGGAUCAUUGGAGCAAGUAUUCAAUCAAGGAGUUAGUGGUGGCUAAUGGACCCAUAAACUCAUCACGUGACCUGGCUGUGCAUGGUACGUUGCCAGAGCACCGCAUCAUGCGGAAUGCACAGCUCAAACACAUGGACAAACUGCAUUUGCUGAGUAUUGCGACAUCACCAAAGACUUUCCAUCGUCCUUAUGGUGAAGGUUUUGCACUUGCAUUGCUGUUAUUUCUACGUUGGGGUAGAUUUCGGACAUGGUGGCCAGCUUUAAAACGGCUACGUAGUGUACGUGCACUGGCUCAUGUAGUGGUUCUUUGUUAUCUGUGUUACAAAUUGAAAAAGGUGGACGUAUCCAAGAUCCCAAGUAUGUAUGGUCUCAAGUGGUUAAUCCAACGUCGUGCCAAAAGUUUCUCAAUGAUCGGCGACGGCUUUGAACCAGGCAGUUGGGAGCUUAAUGAUGGUGUCGUGAACAUUCGUUCCAUGCUUCGACCGUGGUUUCCUAAACCACAAGAGAUGGAAAAAGAGAUUACGGGUCAAAAUCAGUCGAUCUCACCAGCUCCUUCACUCCCACCAACAUCAUCAUCAUCAUCUUGUAUACUCAAGGAUACGAGCGUCUUAAGACGCUGUGAAUCUCAUAUUUCAAUUGAGGAAUUCCGUGACAUGGAGGACAAUGACGAACGAGGUUUUCAACCGAAACGGUUUGAAAAAGGACGGUGGUAUGUUUAUCGUGUGGAUAGUAAUCAUCUUGCUGGAACAUAUUGGGAUAGUCAUGCUCCUGAUUUGUACAAGAGUCUCUUUACAUUGAUGAGCAAAGAGUAUGAACGACAGGAGGAGGAAAACCCAUUGGCUUUACGUGUAGAUGGUAUCAUUAAAAAUACUACACAGUUCGCCUAUCUCAUCAUGAGCUCAACUAAUACAAAAUAUCCCAUUGUACUACUUCAUGGGGUCUUUGGUUAUGGUAGAAUCAAACCAUUCUGGAAUCUCUGGUCACCAUAUUGGCCCGAAGAAGCACUUGAUCAAUUAAACACGAAUAAAAAUCUAAUCGUAGAAUUAGGAGCUUUAUCAUCGGAUCAUGAUCGAGCUUGUGAAGUAUUUUAUCAAUUAUAUGGGGGACAAGUUGAUUAUGGAGAUGUUCAUAGUCGAAAAGCAGGUCAUGCUCAAUUUGGUACCACAUAUAAAUAUCCAUUACAUUCUCCUUGGAGUGCUUCGAAUCCUGUGCAUUUAAUAGGUCAUAGUUUUGGAGGGACUACAGCUCUGGAAUUGUAUCAAUUGAUAUGCUUGGAUUUUUUCAAAGUCGGGAGUAAUCAUGAAUGGAUCACGAGUUUAGUGUCCAUUGCUGGACCACUUACAGGUUCCACAAUGAUUCAUCUCUUUGGAUUAAAUGACUUCCACAUGGUCCCGUAUUCAUUUGGUCACUUUCUUGGAGCGACUUUGGGAAUCUGGUUUAAAUUCUAUACGCAAUGGCCACUCCUUCGUCAUGUCUUUGACUUUCGAAUGCCACAAUGGCAACGUGUCUCCACCUUUCGGGAAAUUAUAUCACCUUCUGGUCGAAUCAAUCGCUCGAUGGAUCUUGCAGUGUUUAAUCUUUUACCUCGUGAACGAAUGACACGGAAUGCUCAACUCAUUGAUAUGGACAAGAUAUUUCUCGUCUCGGUUGUCACAUCCAGUUAUGUCACAAUUCCACGCGUUGAGAUGGCUCUGAUAGGACUUGUUCUCGUCUUUAUCAUUACUGCUGUGGUCGGGUUUUCAAGAGGGGAUACGGCACUGGGAACCUCUGCCAUUAUCUGGUCCACUGGAACACUCUUUGCUUUGUGGCGACGUGCUCGAGCACUUGAUUACGCCUCGAUUCCGUCAUUAUAUACACUAUUACUCCUCAUGCGUCGUCAUGUUCGCAUGCUCCACAUGAUCUUUAAUGGAUUUGAUCGGGAUGUAUGGGGUGACAAUGAUGGAGCGGUGAACCUCCACUCCAUGCUACAACCUUGGGCAUCAGCAAUGGACAAUUCGUUUGAAGAUUCUACGCAACGUGAUACCAAGUCGACUUCUUCAACAUCGUCGUCACUCUCCACUCUUUCAGAACCAAUGCAACUGGAUGCAGUUCCCGCUACAAGAACUGUGGAUUUGCACUCUGCUCCAAGGUCAAAGGACAAAGGCUUAGGCAUCCAAGCAGAAAGUAAGAUACCUACAAAUCUUGACCCAACGGAACCUGCCAACUUCUCACAGCUGAGACGCGGAAUAUGGUACGUUCAUCGAGUCAACAAGAACCACAUGGCUGGGACGCAUUUCGAUAGCGACUCACCGGCAUUAUUCCAACGGCUUUUUCGUGUCAUGGCAAACCAUUUCGAAACCGCCCCUGAAGACAGCAAACCAGAGUAA